Messenger RNA from Zingiber officinale, 741 nucleotides. RefSeq lists its product as uncharacterized. Lineage: Eukaryota; Viridiplantae; Streptophyta; Magnoliopsida; Zingiberales; Zingiberaceae. The record is from RefSeq and is a predicted model, not a curated record. Bases 1 to 741 code for a protein of 246 amino acids. The transcript has 3 exons.
AUGCAGGACAAGGCGGCCGUGGAGGACGGCGAGAAGGAGACUUUUUCGAAGAAGCCGCGCCACUGCGAAGCCGAGAUGCCCCUUACUGAUUCCGAGGAAGACUCUUUCCUCUUUCCCGUGGAGGAGAUCGUCCAAUACCCUCUUUCGGGAUACGUCGCUCCCUCUUCCAUCAGCUUCAGCCCCGAUGGGCGCUUGAUCUCGUAUCUCUUCAGCCCCGAUGGUACCCUCCACCGUAAAGUCUUCGCCUUUGACGUUGCCUCACGGCGACAGGAGCUUGUGUUUUGCCCGCCUGAUGGAGGCGGCCUCGAUGAGAGUAAUCUCUCGGCUGAAGAGAAGCUGAGGCGAGAGAGGUCAAGGGAGAGGGGAUUGGGAGUCACGAGGUACGAGUGGAAAUCGAGGUCGACGUCCUCUUCUUGCUCCACUCCAGGGAAGCCCACUAUCAUGGUGCCAUUACCAAAUGGGGUAUAUUUCCAGGAAAUAUCAGGCUCAGAGCCAGAGCUCAAGCUUACAUGUUGUGCUGGUUCGCCAAUUAUUGACCCGCAUCUGUCACCAGAUGGAAGCAUGCUUGCAUAUGUCAGGGAUGAUGAACUCCAUGUUUUAAACCCGUUUGGUGGGGAGCCUAAACAAUUAACUUUUGGAGCAAUUGCAAAUAGAAAGGUCACUGGAACCUGUUGGUAUACUCAUGUAUACCACAACACCGCCCCAGGCUGUUUGGGGAGUAUCAGAGCAGCAACACAAUAA